This is a messenger RNA of Amborella trichopoda, 2104 nucleotides long. NCBI's taxonomy places the organism in Eukaryota, Viridiplantae, Streptophyta, Magnoliopsida, Amborellales, Amborellaceae. The record is from RefSeq and is a predicted model, not a curated record.
CUGAAAGCACAUUAAAGGGCACCCGUCUUACCAAACACCCAAAAAUGCUCUCUCUCUCUCUCUCUCUCAAUCGCUCUGUGAAAAGGAGCCUCCAUCUCUCUCGCUUUCUCUAUCAAUCACCAAGUGCUCAAGUGUUCUGUGAAUUUGUUGCUAUUCUCUAUUAUUUUUGCGUAGAUAUUUUUUUGUGCUUUUUUCUGUUUUGCAGGUAUUUUCUAUUUUUUCUUUAAGUUAUGGAUGCAGGUUCUCUCUCUUCCUCUGCUUCAAUUAAGCAAGAGAGGCCUCACCCUCUUCGUGAGCAGAUGGUUCCAAGAAGACCUUCUUCAAAGCAACAAUACAGUGAUAGAUUCAUCCCAGAUAGAAGAGCAAUGGACCUUGAUGUUGCUCGAUAUAUGCUCAUGGAUUCAAAGAAAGAGAAUACCACCUCUGGUUCACCAUCAAAAGAGGCUUAUAGGAAGCGUCUCUCCGAGAUUGUAUUCCAAAAUAGAACGAGAAUCCUGGCUUUUAAGAGCAAGCCCCCAACCCUUGAGAAAGCUUAUGAGGAAGUUCUCUCAGAUAAGCAUCAUGUGCGAUCAGCCAAGCCUCGAAGACAUAUUCCUCAGNCUGCUGAGAGGACCCUUGAUGCCCCAGAGUUGUUGGAUGAUUACUAUUUGAAUCUGUUGGAUUGGAGUUGUGGCAAUGUGUUGGCCAUUGCCCUUGGGAACUCAGUUUAUCUAUGGGAUGGUUCAAAUGGAUCUACUACUGAGCUGACAACCAUCGAUGAUGACAAUGGCCCUGUUACCUCUGUCAAUUGGGCACCUGAUGGGCAGCACAUAGCUGUUGGAUUGAACAAUUCUGAUGUCCAUCUCUGGGAUGUAACUUCGACUACACAGCUACGAACUCUAAGAGGUGGUCACCGCGGGCGAAUUCCCUCUCUUGCGUGGAAUUCUCAUAUUCUCACAACUGGUGGCCAUGAUGGCCUCAUUAUCAACAACGAUGUGAGAGUUCGAUCACACAUUGUGGAAACUUACAGAGGCCACCAACAAGAAGUUUGUGGCCUCAAAUGGUCUAAUUCAGGCAAACAACUAGCAAGUGGUGGAAAUGACAAUAUCCUCCAUAUUUGGGAUCAAAGCUUAUCUAAUUCCAGCAACUCACCGCUGCAUAGAUUAGAGGACCAUAUGGCGGCAGUUAAGGCAUUGGCUUGGUGCCCAUUUCAGAGCAAUUUAUUGGCUUCAGGUGGAGGUGGGGCUGAUAGGUGUAUCAAAUUUUGGAAUACACAUACUGGAGCUUGCAUAAAUUCAGUGGAUACGGGGUCUCAAGUGUGUUCAUUACUUUGGAGUAAGAAUGAGAGAGAGUUGUUGAGCUCUCAUGGUUUUACUCUAAACCAAUUGACACUGUGGAAGUAUCCAUCUAUGGUGAAGUUGGCUGAGCUUAAUGGGCAUACUUCUAGAGUUCUAUUCAUGGCCCAGAGCUCAGAUGGGUGUAGUUCUAUUCAUGGCCCAGAGCCCAGAUGGGUGUACAGUGGCCUCAGCUAGAGCUGAUGAGACAUUGAGAUUUCAGCAAGUUUUUGGAGCUCCUAAACUCCUCAACAGCAAGCCUGAAGCUAAGACCUCAUUUGGCCCAAUCAACAAUAUCAACCAAAUCAGAUGAUCCAUUUCAGAACGAGAGGUCUCUACCCAUUCUAUGCAUGUCAGACUGAUUUGAGUGAGAAAGAGCAGGCAUGCGAGAAUUCCUGGAUUUGAGAGAGAAAGAGUUGUCCUAUUCUGAGGUCUUUUAAGGCACGGAUUAUGGAAAAACAGACAGCAGGGAGAAGAUAUGCAUGAUUUUUGUUACAUUUAUUAACUUGUUCUCUAGUUUUUUCCGUCUUUUGUGAGGUCUUUUCGAAGCUUGGAUACACGAUCAGUCAAGAGUUUGACUUGUAUGAAUGUAUGAAAGAAGAGAGGGAUACAAUAUCACUCUGAAGUUCUCUAUCAGUCAAGUCCAAGAGUUUGACUUGUGCUGUGAGGUUGUGAGGUCUUUCGAAGGUUGGAUCCACGAUUAGUCAAGUCUGUAUGAAUGUAUGAAAGAGAUACACGAUGUUUCUAUCAUUGUUUGUGAUGUUCUUUGUUUCUUGGUUUUCUCGUUUCUA